Messenger RNA from Penicillium vulpinum, 1005 nucleotides. RefSeq lists its product as uncharacterized. The record is from RefSeq and is a predicted model, not a curated record. The coding region runs from base 1 to 1005 and encodes 334 amino acids. The transcript has 2 exons. Lineage: Eukaryota; Fungi; Ascomycota; Eurotiomycetes; Eurotiales; Aspergillaceae.
AUGGCCCCCAAAAUUUUCAAAAUUCUCAAAAAGAGACCCAAAGACAACAAUCCACCCUCAAGACCCAAUUGUAAUUCACCAAACGCAAUCGGAAUCUCCAAUUCUACCUGCACAGUAAACGGCGACCCUUUCGACGGAUGGAAACUCCCAAUUCCAGCACCAGACCAACGUAUCCUCAAACCCAGCGCCAGAAAACGCAACCCCCAACAAGCAAGUCGCUUCUUCCAGCUCCCAAUAGAAAUCAGAACACUGAUCUAUACUGUGCUAAUGGGCAAUCGACGCGUACAUAUCGAGCAUGCGUGGAUGAUGCAGUCGCCAUUUGUCCCGGAACCAAAGCACGACCUGAAGCGCUGGGAUUGGUGGCAUGGCGUUUGUCAGCGGAGUGGGUCAUUUGUUGAUGAUCGGUGUUGGGAUCGUAAGGAUGAGAGGUAUGCGAGUGAGUUUGAGGGGUUGGAGAGCGUACCAGCGGGGACGAAACUUGGAGGCGUGGAGUUUUUGAGAUGUUGUCAGAUUGGUUAUGAGGAGGCAUUGGCGGUACUGUACGGGACCAAUAUCUUUAUUCUGCGGAGCGGGUUGGACACACCGUUUAUCAUGUCGAGGCUUUUAUCGCCGGCCUGCUCGUCUCUCAUCACGUCUAUGGAGGUCUCUUUUGAUUGCUGGUAUAAAAUAGACCGAACGCCGCAGGGCGCAGCUUGGGAAACGAUUUACCCGGGCUUGUUUGGUUUGUUCGAGCGUUGCUUCUGUAGAGUUCACAAGUUGUGCUUGACGAUGCAUUUGCCGGGAUGGGAGAAGGUGAGAGGAAUUAUAGACGAUAGCAAGAUAGACGAAAUGCUUGCGCCAUUGGAGAGACUUGCACAGAGUCGAAACUGGACUUGUUUAAAGCUUUGUGUUCCGUCUGAUUGGAUCGCUUGCUUAAUAGGCAGGGCGGAGAAGCAGAGCAGGUGGGAGUUGGCGACGACUGACUGGUACGAGCGCACGGCUAUUGUUGAAGAUGUAGUAAAAUGA